CAUAGGAGGGUAAGUCGGGGCGGCCUAUAUCCAAGAUAAGUAGUGAAGAUGGCAGCGAGUCGUUCUUCAAGACCGCAAUGCGCAUCGAACUCGAAACUGCCGAGGGUAUCAGGAAAAGGAUAUCUACCGAUACCCCCGUCAAAAGAGCUGCAAUACCGGAAGAGGCAACGGAAAAUGACGUCGACUUCAAAAUGCCAGUCGUGUCAACGAAAACUUAUCAAUUAAACAAAGGAAUUCCUUCGCUUCAUGUCAGAAGUCCAUCGCCUAGGGCAGUUUCUCCGGAUAGACUCAGGUCGCCAUUCUUCCAAAGAACUAGGAUAAAUAAAGACCUUGAGAAGCCUGAUUCUGUUUUGGACUUUACUAAAGCGUUGACCAUGAAUAAAAUAGCCAAGACCCUGGUAUCAAAUCAGAAAACAAGGUUACAGCGAUUAGAGGAAUCGGGAAAUGUUACAAUAAAUUCACCACUCAAAAAAUUUAAUCCCAACCUUGUCAAAGAUCAUCUGUACAAGAUACUGAAAAACAACCUUAAAAACAUAAGUUACGAUCCAAAAUUAUGCCUUCUAUUGUCAAAGUCACUCAGCGAGGAAACUCGAGACGCAGUCAAAGCGUUAAAGUUUCCUAGAUACAAAUUUGUUUCCGUAGUAACCAUUGGACAAUUGCAAAGUUCUACUAUAUCAAUAUGCAGCAGAUCUUUAUGGGAUUGCAAUACGGAUAAUUAUGCCUGUGCUGAAUACAGAAAUGAGACGAUCUAUGCAGUUGCUACGAUCUACGCAACUUUUCUAGACUGAGAAGUUGACAAAAUCUUUUUUAAAUAAUCCUGGUCACGGCGCCAAUUAGCAUUUUCAAUGUGUCGACAACAGAAGCAAAUGAUUGUAGUGAACAUUUCUAUAGAUGGUUAAUUAGACUUUGUAACUUCAAUUCAGUUUAUAUAAUAAAUAUUUUUCAAGACUAGAUUUAUUAGUGAAUUAUUUGCACUUCUCCUUUUUUACUACAGUUAUAAAGCAAACAUUCAUAAACAACAUUUAUUGAAACGGUAACAAUUAAUGGAAAAAAAAAUUAAUGGA
Messenger RNA from Saccostrea cuccullata (small rock oyster), 1064 nucleotides. Its product is annotated as dynein light chain Tctex-type protein 2B-like. Gene Ontology annotation, cellular component: cytoplasmic dynein complex; cytoplasm. The transcript has a single exon. Gene Ontology annotation, biological process: microtubule-based movement. Bases 78 to 788 code for a protein of 236 amino acids. Gene Ontology annotation, molecular function: dynein intermediate chain binding. The record is from RefSeq and is a predicted model, not a curated record. Lineage: Eukaryota; Metazoa; Mollusca; Bivalvia; Ostreida; Ostreidae.